ACAAAACCUCUGCAGCAUCCGAACUGAUGCCCAACGCUCAGCUCCCGAACAGAGGACGGACGCAAGAGAGAGAGAAACAUUCAUCUGUUCAGUUCCAUCAGAGAGCGAGGAAGAAGAGGAGGAGGAAGAGGAGAGAAAGUGAAUGUCCCUGCAGGUGAAGACAACUGAGAGGUAACAGAGCGAUGGAGAGGAGUCUGUGAGAGCAGAACAAGAACUCAGAGAGAAACCCAACCACAGCCGGUGUAUUUUCAGUCUCCAGUUAGUUUCCUGUCCUCCUCUCGGCUGCCAUGCUGUGCCCGGUGCUGCUGUGUGUCGCUCUGCUGCUGCUCUCUCCUCUGGAGAACACUGAGGCUCGAGCUCUGCACCCGUCUCCUGACGCUGUGCAGUUCAUGGAGCAGUUUCUGGAACGCUACAACGACCUUUUGACCCUGGACGACCUGGAGAGCCUGCUGAACAGCCCGGCAGAGGAGCAGUCCACCCUGUCCUCGGGGGGCAAAGCAGCCGAGUACCCCAAAAAUGCUGACGCGCAGACGCAGGCGGAGACCCCCUGGCUGCGGCUGCUGAAGGGCGCUCUGGCCAAUCAGAAGAGGGCAGAGCCAGACCGGUCCAGAAGGGGCUGGAACCGCGGCUGCUUCGGGCUGAAACUGGACCGGAUCGGAUCCAUGAGCGGACUGGGAUGUUAGUGCGGAGAAAUAAAGACUGAUGGCUUCCUUCUGAGAGUAAAAUAAGGAAACACACACGUGCAGAAAUGUUUUGACUCCAUGUAGGGUGGUGUAAACCUGCAGAUUAGAUCACAUGCUUCACUCUCUCAUCACAGCAGCUGUAGUUUAUUCCAUGUAUUAAAGUGAAUAUUAUGUGAGCUGUAUUUACAUCAUUAAGUCAUCUUUGAUUGUUGGGCUUUUAAAUUGGCACUUUCUGGCAUUUGUCUUCAGUCAAUGUGAUGACACACUUGUUAAAUCUGUGGGUGGGGGUUGUGUGUCAAAUCAGGUGAAAUGGACGUAGAUAUUAAAACAUUGUGCCACCUGUGACUCUUGCUGAUAUUAUGUUUGUUUUCUUAUGAUUUGCACGAAUAAAUGGAUUUGACAUUUAA
Molecule: messenger RNA, 1090 nt
Organism: Notothenia coriiceps (black rockcod)
Lineage: Eukaryota; Metazoa; Chordata; Actinopteri; Perciformes; Nototheniidae
Gene: nppcl
Product: natriuretic peptide C-like
Exons: 3
Coding region: 288-683 (131 amino acids)
Biological process (GO): receptor guanylyl cyclase signaling pathway; cGMP biosynthetic process
Cellular component (GO): extracellular region
Molecular function (GO): hormone activity
Source: RefSeq, a predicted model, not a curated record